Molecule: messenger RNA, 5509 nt
Organism: Tauraco erythrolophus (red-crested turaco)
Lineage: Eukaryota; Metazoa; Chordata; Aves; Musophagiformes; Musophagidae
Source: RefSeq, a predicted model, not a curated record
UGCUGCAAUGUGGCUCCUUUGGCUCAAGCACCACUUGUCCGUCAACGUUUGGACCUUGCUGCUCUUGGGGAGCACCUGGCUACCACUGGUGGAAGGCAGCCCCAAGUCUCCCUUUAGGACUUUCCCGGUUACAGACUGGAGCUUGACGCACUUGGUGGUCCACAACAAAACUGGGGAGGUCUAUGUGGGGGCUGUCAAUCGGAUCUACAAGCUCUCCAAUAACCUCACGCUCCUGCGGACCCACGUGACAGGGCCUGUAGAGGACAAUGAGAAGUGUUACCCUCCUCCCAGCGUUCAGUCCUGCCCGCAUGGACUGGUCACCACCAACAAUGUGAACAAACUGCUGCUGGUGGACUACUCGGGGAACCGGCUCAUUGCCUGUGGCAGCGCCUCCCAGGGUAUUUGCCAGUUUCUGCGGCUGGAUGACCUCUUCAAGUUGGGUGAGCCCCACCACCGCAAGGAGCACUACCUCUCCAGUGUCAACGAAUCGGGCACCAUGUCUGGGGUCAUCAUUGAGGUGCUGAAUGGGCAGAACAAGCUCUUCAUUGGGACGCCCAUUGACGGGAAGUCGGAGUACUUCCCCACCCUCUCCAGCCGCAAGCUGAUGGCCAACGAGGAGAACGCGGAGAUGUUUGGCUUUGUCUACCAGGACGAGUUUGUGUCCUCACAGCUCAAGAUCCCCUCGGAUACGCUCUCCAAGUUCCCCACCUUUGACAUCUACUACAUCUACAGCUUCAGCAGUGAGCAGUUUGUUUACUACCUGACCCUGCAGCUGGACACCCAGCUCACCUCCCCCGACUCCACCGGGGAGCAGUUUUUCACCUCUAAGAUCGUCCGCCUCUGCGUGGACGACCCCAAGUUCUACUCCUACGUGGAGUUCCCCAUCGGCUGCGUGCAGGAUGGCAUCGAGUACCGCCUGAUCCAGGAUGCAUACCUGACCAAACCUGGCAAGGCUUUGGCCAAGUACCUGGGCAUCUCGGAACAGGAGGAUAUCCUCUUCACCAUCUUCUCCCAGGGCCAGAAAAACAGGGUUAAGCCUCCCAAGGAGUCUGUGCUCUGCCUCUUCACGUUGAAGAAGAUCAAGGAUAAGAUCAAGGAGCGUAUCCAGUCGUGCUACAGAGGGGAAGGGAAACUCUCGCUGCCCUGGCUCUUGAAUAAGGAGCUGGGCUGCAUCAACUCGCCGCUGCAGAUCGACGACAAUUUCUGUGGGCAGGAUUUUAACCAGCCGCUGGGUGGGACGGUCACCAUCGAGGGGACGCCGCUCUUUGUGGAUAAGGAGGAUGGGAUGACCUCGGUGGCUGCCUACGACUACAGAGGACAAACCGUCGUCUUCGCAGGCACACGAAGCGGGAAGAUUAAAAAGAUCCUGGUGGACUUGCCGGCUGAGAGGAAACACCAAGCGCUGCAGUAUGAGAACGUCGUGGCCCAUGAGGGCAGCUCCAUCCUACGAGACCUGGUGCUGAGCCCUGACCACCAGCACCUCUAUGCCAUGACUGAGAAACAGGUGACGCGGGUGCCGGUGGAGAGCUGCGAGCAGUAUGAGAGCUGUGAGCUGUGCCUGGGCUCCCGGGACCCGCACUGUGGCUGGUGUGUCCUCCACAACAUAUGCUCACGCAAAGAUCGGUGCGAGCGGGCGGACGAGCCCCAGCGCUUCGCCUCCGACCUGCGGCAGUGCGUCCAGCUCACCGUCCAGCCGAAGAACAUCUCGGUCACCAUGUCGGAGGUCCCGCUGGUCCUGCAGGCCUGGAACGUGCCAGACCUCUCGGCAGGAGUCAACUGUUCCUUUGAAGACUUCACUGAGUCCGAGAGCCGCAUCGAAGACGGGAAGAUCUACUGCAGCUCUCCCUCUGCCAAGGACGUCAUCCCCAUCACCAGGGGCCGGGACAAGCGAGUGGUGAAGCUCUACCUGAAAUCUAAGGAGACGGGGAAAAAGUUUGCCUCCGUGGACUUUGUUUUCUACAACUGCAGUGUCCAUCAGUCCUGCCUCUCCUGCGUGAACGGUUCCUUCCCCUGCCACUGGUGUAAGUACCGGCACAUCUGCACCCACAACGCCGCCGACUGCUCCUUCCUGGAGGGACGCGUCAAGCUCUCCGAGGACUGCCCCCAGAUCCUGCCCUCUACCCAGAUCUACAUCCCUGUGGGCGUGGUGAAGCCCAUCACCCUGACGGCCAAAAACCUGCCCCAGCCGCAGUCCGGCCAGCGCAACUACGAGUGCAUCUUCCACAUCCCCGGCAGCACCACCCGUGUCACUGCCCUGCGCUUCAACAGCACCAGCAUCCAGUGCCAGAACACCUCGUAUUUCUACGAAGGAAACGACAUCAGCGACCUGCCGGUCAACUUGUCCGUGGUCUGGAACGGGAACUUUGUCAUUGACAACCCCCAGAACAUCCAAGCCCACCUGUACAAGUGCUCGGCCCUGCGGGAGAGCUGCGGUCUGUGCCUGAAGGCUGACCCGCGCUUCGAGUGCGGCUGGUGCGUGUCGGAGCGGCGCCGCUGCACUGACCCCAAGAUCACCAAGCUGUCACCUGAGACCGGCCCCAGGCAGGGAGGGACCCGUCUGACCAUCACCGGCGAGAACCUGGGCCUGAAGUUUGAAGAUGUUCGCUGGGGCGUUCGAGUUGGCAAAGUGAUGUGCAUCCCCAUCGAGAGCGAGUACAUCAGCGCUGAGCAGAUCGUGUGCGAAAUUGGAGAUGCCAGCCCGAGCAAGGUCCACGAGGCGCGGGUGGAAGUGUGCAUCCGCGACUGCUCGCCCAGCUACCGGGCCACGUCCCCCAAGAGCUUCACCUUCGUGACUCCCACUUUCUCCCGUGUGGUCCCAGCCCGGGGCCCUCUCUCUGGCGGCACCUGGAUUGCCAUUGAAGGGAGCCACCUCAACGCUGGCAGCAACGUCUCCGUGACCAUCGGAGGACGACCCCGCGCUUUUUCGUGGAGAAGUGCCCGCGAGAUCCGGUGCAGGACCCCCCCUGGGCACACCCCCGGUAGCUCCCCCAUCCUCAUCAACAUCAACCGGGCAGAGCUGAGCAACCCAGAGGUGAAGUACAACUACACAGAGGACCCCACCAUCCAGAAGAUCGAUCCUGAGUGGAGCAUCAACAGUGGUGGGACACUGCUGACCGUGACUGGCACCAACCUGGCCACCAUCAAAGAGCCCAGGAUCCGGGCCAAGUACUCCAGCUCUGAAAGGGAGAAUAACUGCACCGUCUACAACGACACCACCAUGGUGUGCUACGCGCCCUCCAUCGACAACCCUGUGCGAAGCCCUCCGGAGGUUGGCGACCGCCCGGAUGAGAUCGGCUUCGUAAUGGAUAAUGUCCAGGCCCUGCUGAUCAUCAACACCACCAACUUCGUCUACUACCCUGACCCUGUGUUCGAGCCUCUCAGCCCCACAGGGAUGCUGGAGCUGAAGCCCAGUUCUCCCCUCAUCCUCAAGGGCAGGAACCUGCUCCCGCCGGCUGCUGGUAACUCCCGCCUGAACUACACGGUGCUGAUUGGAGACACUCCCUGCACCCUGACCGUCUCCGAGACCCAGCUCCUCUGCGAGUCCCCCAACCUCACCGGCCAGCACAAAGUCACGAUCAAGGCUGGGGGGUUCGAGUUCUCGCCAGGGACGCUGCAGAUCUACUCGGACAGCCUGCUCACCCUGCCCGCCAUCAUCGGGAUCGGUGGCGGGGGCGGUCUGCUCCUCCUCAUUAUCAUCAUCGUCCUCAUCGCCUACAAGCGCAAGUCCCGGGAUGCCGACCGGACCCUGAAACGCCUCCAGCUGCAGAUGGACAACCUGGAGUCCCGGGUGGCCCUGGAGUGCAAAGAGGCCUUCGCUGAGCUGCAGACUGACAUUAACGAGCUGACCAACGACCUGGACGGGGCUGGCAUCCCCUUUCUGGAUUACCGCACCUACGCCAUGCGGGUUCUCUUCCCAGGGAUAGAAGACCACCCUGUGCUGAAGGAGAUGGAGGUCCAGGCGAACGUGGAGAAGUCCUUGACUCUCUUUGGGCAGCUCCUGAACAAGAAGCACUUCUUGCUGACCUUCAUCCGCACUCUGGAGGCUCAGCGGAGCUUCUCUAUGCGGGACCGUGGCAAUGUGGCCUCCCUCAUCAUGACAGCGCUGCAGGGCGAGAUGGAGUAUGCCACCGGUGUUCUGAAGCAACUCCUCUCUGACCUCAUCGAGAAGAACCUGGAGAGUAAGAACCACCCCAAGCUGCUUUUGCGGAGAACGGAGUCGGUGGCAGAGAAGAUGCUGACGAAUUGGUUCACGUUUCUGCUGUACAAGUUUCUGAAGGAGUGUGCCGGGGAACCGCUCCUCAUGCUCUACUGUGCCAUCAAGCAGCAGAUGGAGAAGGGCCCCAUUGAUGCCAUCACAGGAGAGGCUCGCUACUCACUCAGUGAAGACAAGCUUAUCCGGCAGCAGAUCGACUACAAAAUGCUGACCCUCAACUGCGUGAACCCUGAGAAUGAGAACGCCCCGGAGAUCCCUGUCAAGGUGCUGAACUGUGACACCAUCACGCAAGUGAAGGAGAAGUUGCUGGAUGCUGUCUACAAGGGGGUGCCCUAUUCCCAGCGACCCAAAGCUGGAGACAUGGACCUGGAGUGGCGGCAGGGCAGGAUGGCCCGGAUCAUACUGCAGGAUGAAGAUGUCACCACGAAGAUUGACAAUGACUGGAAGAGGCUAAACACCCUGGCCCACUACCAGGUGACGGAUGGCUCCUCGGUAGCGCUGGUGCCCAAGCAGAACUCGGCGUACAACAUCUCCAACUCCUCCACCUUCACCAAGUCCCUCAGCAGAUACGAGAGCAUGCUGCGGACAGCCAGCAGCCCCGACAGCCUGCGCUCACGGACCCCCAUGAUCACCCCUGACCUGGAGAGCGGCACCAAGCUCUGGCACCUGGUGAAAAACCACGACCAUAUGGACCAGCGGGAGGGUGACCGGGGCAGCAAGAUGGUUUCCGAAAUCUACCUGACGCGCCUGUUAGCCACCAAGGGCACCCUACAGAAGUUCGUGGAUGACCUGUUUGAGACCAUCUUCAGCACGGCACAUCGUGGGAGCGCGCUCCCCCUUGCCAUCAAAUACAUGUUUGAUUUCCUGGAUGAACAAGCUGAUAAGCAUCAGAUCAAUGAUUACGAUGUCAGGCACACCUGGAAGAGUAACUGUCUACCUCUACGUUUUUGGGUGAAUGUGAUUAAGAACCCUCAGUUUGUGUUCGACAUUCACAAGAACAGUAUUACUGAUGCCUGCCUAUCCGUGGUGGCUCAGACAUUCAUGGACUCCUGCUCAACUUCUGAGCACAAGCUAGGAAAAGACUCUCCCUCCAACAAACUACUGUACGCCAAGGACAUCCCCAACUACAAGAGCUGGGUAGAAAGAUAUUAUGCAGAUAUAGCUAAAAUGCCAGCGAUCAGCGACCAGGACAUGAGCGCGUACCUGGCGGAGCAGUCGCGGUUGCACCUCAGCCAGUUCAACAGCAUGAGCGCGCUGCACGAGAUCUACUCUUACAUCACCAAGUACAAGGAUGAG